AUACAGACAAUACAAUGAUGAUGAUGAUGAUGAGAGAAAAAAAAAGUAUAUAAUAUACAUAUAGUAUGGAUGGAUGGAUGGAUGAAACAUAUAUAUUAUAUGUUGUAUACAUAUAACACAAAAUACAGUGAGAGUAACAGAGUGGAGAGUGAACAGAAGAGGCAGGACGCAGGAGGACAUAAACACAUUGAUAAAAGUAUCGAUAGUAUCCAAAAUGGUGCUGUUCAUGUCAGCGGUGUCCUUUGCAUUUUCUCUUUUAUUAACUCCGUUUUUUAUGAUAUUACUCGGAGUUAUAUUUAUUGCAUCAAUUGGAAAAUCUCUUGGUAUACGUAAACUUUAUAUCAAGAUGUUACUUACAUUAUUUGAAUAUGGAAGAUUAAAUAUUGAAAAAGUUCGACUACAAGGAAAAUUUAAUGAUGAAAAAAAUAAUAAAGAUGAGGGUGGUGGUAACGAGUUAAAUUCUGGAAAUGAUAGUUUUAAUUCAUCCUUUGAAAAUGACAAUGAUAUUAAAUUUAAAAAUGGAUGCUUGGGAAAUUCUGUUAUUGCACGAUCAAAAGAUCUAAUUCUUGUACCUGAACCUGAACAAAAUAAAAAUAAAACUGAAAAUAAUUGUAAUAAUAAUAAAUUAAAUAAAAAUGAUGGUCAGAUUAAUGUUGAUCCAAAUGAUAAGGCAGAUAAUUUAAAAAGGUAUCAACGACAAUCGUCUUUUGAAACACUACAUACGGUAUUUGAUCCAACAUUUUGUUUUGAUUAUAUUAAAGCCGGUGUUGAAGCUAUUAUUGAAGAUCAAGUUACAUCGCGAUUUGAAGCUGAAGAAUUGAAAAAUUGGAAUUUACUAACUCGUACAAAUCGUCAUUAUGAAUUUAUUUCAUGGAAAUUAACAGUAAUAUGGAUGUUUGGAUUUUGUUUAAGAUAUUUUUUUCUUUUACCACUUAGGAUAUUUAUUUUUUUCUUUGGGGUAAUGUGGUUAACCAUAUGUACUGCAAUAGUAGGUUACAUACCAGAAGGUAAUUUCAAACGUUGGCUUAAUCAUAAAGUAUCGAUGAUGUGUUUUGCUGUAUUGUCUGGUGCUCUUUCAUCGGUUAUUAAUUAUCACAAUGCAGAGCAUAAGCCUAUAACAGGUAUUUGUGUGGCUAAUCAUACCUCACCUAUUGAUGUACUUGUUCUAAUGUGUGAUAAUUCAUAUUCAUUAAUUGGACAACGUCAUGCAGGAUUUUUGGGAAUUCUUCAAAGAGCAUUAGCACGAGCAUCUCCACAUAUUUGGUUUGAGCGAUCAGAAGUCAAAGAUCGUGAAGCUGUUACUAAAAGACUAAAGCAACAUAUUUCUGAUCCAACAAAUCCACCGAUUCUUAUAUUUCCCGAAGGGACUUGCAUAAAUAACACAUCUGUUAUGCAAUUUAAAAAAGGAAGCUUUGAAGUUGGUGGUGUUAUCUAUCCAGUAGCUAUUAAAUAUGAUCCAAGAUUUGGGGAUGCUUUUUGGAAUAGCAGUAGAUAUUCAAUGUUGCAAUAUUUGUACAUGAUGAUGUCCAGUUGGGCAAUUGUAUGUGACGUAUGGUAUUUACCACCAAUGUACAGAGAUAAAGAUGAAAGUGCUAUAAAUUUUGCAAAUCGGGUUAAAUCUGUAAUUGCACGACAAGGGGGCCUCGUUGAUCUACAAUGGGAUGGACAGUUAAAGAGAAAUAAACCGAAAAAAGAAUGGAGAGAAAAACAACAAGAAGAAUUAAGUAAACGACUGAAAGUAGAAUAAUAAUAAUAAUAAUAAUAAUAAUAAUAGUAAUAAUUACCAUCAUUAUUAUUAUUAUAUUCAUUUAACUAAAUAAUUUAAAACUGGUCUAAUUGAUAAAAAAAAAGUUAUUAUUAUUAAUGAGUAAUGUAUGAUAACUGUUAAUAAUGUAUAUGUGAUGGCACUGGGUUUUCUUUUUUUUUUUUUUGUGUAUUGUGUGUGCGUGUGUGUGUUCGUAAGUUAAUGUGAUUUUUCUCGUACAAAGUAUUGUUUAAAUCCACCUUAUCAUACAUAAAAUUAUUAAUAAUAAUUGUGUUAGAUUAUAUUUUUUU
Messenger RNA from Microplitis mediator, 2055 nucleotides. RefSeq names its product glycerol-3-phosphate acyltransferase 3 (gene Gpat4). The transcript has 8 exons. Gene Ontology annotation, molecular function: glycerol-3-phosphate O-acyltransferase activity. Gene Ontology annotation, biological process: triglyceride biosynthetic process. The record is from RefSeq and is a predicted model, not a curated record. Lineage: Eukaryota; Metazoa; Arthropoda; Insecta; Hymenoptera; Braconidae. Gene Ontology annotation, cellular component: endoplasmic reticulum. The coding region runs from base 215 to 1747 and encodes 510 amino acids.